Molecule: messenger RNA, 1076 nt
Organism: Saccostrea echinata
Lineage: Eukaryota; Metazoa; Mollusca; Bivalvia; Ostreida; Ostreidae
Product: probable cytosolic iron-sulfur protein assembly protein CIAO1 homolog
Exons: 4
Coding region: 57-1061 (334 amino acids)
Biological process (GO): iron-sulfur cluster assembly
Cellular component (GO): cytosolic [4Fe-4S] assembly targeting complex
Molecular function (GO): protein binding
Source: RefSeq, a predicted model, not a curated record
GGCUGCGCCCAUGACAAGAGUGAGUCCACUUCAAGAGGCACUUGACUAAAUUUUUCAUGGCUAAAAUACAAGAAUUGUUGACUCUGUCUGGUCACCAAGACCGGGUUUGGUGUGUGGCAUGGAAUCCAUCAGGAACAUUGUUGGCAUCCUGUGGUGGAGACAAAGCAAUAAGGAUAUGGGGAAAAGAGGGGGACAAUUGGGUUUGUAAGAGUAUUCUUGCAGAAGGACAUCAAAGAACCAUCCGUAGUGUAGGUUGGUCUCCUUGUGGCAAUUACCUAGCUAGUGCAAGUUUUGAUGCUACCACCAAUAUUUGGAGCAGAAAAGAGGGAGAGUUUGAAUGUAUUGCAUCCCUUGAAGGUCAUGAGAAUGAGGUCAAGGCUGUAUCCUGGGCACCAACAGGGUCAUUACUGGCCACCUGCAGUAGAGACAAAAGUGUUUGGAUUUGGGAAGUGACAGAAGAUGAAGAGUAUGAAUGUGCAAGUGUCAUCAGCAGUCACACCCAAGAUGUUAAGUAUGUUGUAUGGCAUCCAACAAGAGAAAUGUUAGCAUCCUGUAGCUAUGAUAAUACAAUCAAAAUGUUCAAAGAAGAGAUAGAUGACUGGUCAUGCUGUAACACACUCGAGUCCCAUACCUCCACCGUAUGGAAGGUCAGCUUUGAUCAUACUGGUCACCGUUUGGUGUCGUGUAGUGAUGAUAAAACAUUAAAAAUUUGGCAGGAAUAUUUACCUGGAAAUCCAGAGGGAAUAGACACCACGGGGAAAGAAUCGACAUGGAAAUGUGUGUGUACAUUAUCAGGAUAUCAUACUCGAGUGAUUUAUGAUGUUAGCUGGUGUCACACAACUGGUUUGAUUGUAUCAGCCUGUGCUGACGACAGUAUUAGAAUAUUUAAAGAAGAAGAUAUAUCUGACAAGAACCAACCUUCAUUCAGCCUGGUCUGUUCUCAAAACAAGGCUCAUUCACAAGAUGUGAAUUCUGUGUCAUGGAAUCCUAAAGUUCAAGGACUUUUGGCCUCAGGCAGUGAUGAUGGUGAUGUAAAACUGUGGAAAAUGAUGCUUGAUUAAAUCUUACGAACAGAA